This is a messenger RNA of Insectozyma verbasci, 2523 nucleotides long. NCBI's taxonomy places the organism in Eukaryota, Fungi, Ascomycota, Pichiomycetes, Serinales, Debaryomycetaceae. The record is from the annotation of a GenBank genome assembly.
AUGUCAAAUGGAUAUAUUGAUAUAAAAGAGACAGAUUCUGGCACUCACAUUCAUCAUCAAAAGAAGAAGACAAAUUCAUUCCAUUUCAAGAAACUAGUGACGGUCAUUAUAUUAAUCAUAGUUUUAAUAUGGGGUUCAACAUUUUUAAUAAUAAGUAUAGAGAACUUUUCUCUUAAAUUAAAUUCAUUAAAAUUACAAUCAAUACAGGAUAUUGGUAAAGAUUUUACAAAAUAUGCCCAUCCGUCAAAUAAACCAACAAAUUUUAAAGGUAAAAAACCAUUAACUAAACAAGUCUACGAUGAUCAUGAAUUAUCACCAGUUUUAAAAUCUAUACAAUGGAUCAAAGAACCAUCAUCUAUUUAUAAUGAUAAGGGUACUUAUGUUAUUAAACAAGCUGAAGAAAAUGAUGAAGAAUUCAAAGUUAUAAUAAAAUCAAUUGCUGAUGAAGAUUACGAAAAAAUAUUAAUAGAAAGUAGUUCAUUUGAAUAUGAUGGCAAAACAUAUAAAGUUGAAAAUUAUAAAGCUUCACCAGAUUUGACAAAGAUUAUAUUACAAACUAAUGUUACAAGUUCUUGGAGACACUCAUCCUAUUCAUUGUAUUGGAUUGCGGAUGUAGACAAUUCAGAGAUCAAACCUAUUUAUGAUACGAAGCAUAAGAUAUCUACUGUUUCAUGGUCUCCAGAUUCACAAAAUAUUGCGUUUGUUUACAAAAAUAACAUAUUUUUAAAAAACCUAUCGCAGGAGGAAAUAAAACAAGUUACGUCUGAUGGCUCAAAAAACAUAUUUAAUGGUAAACCAGAUUGGGUUUAUGAAGAAGAAGUAUUUGGUACUGAUAUAGUAUUAUGGUGGUCACCUAAUGGUGAUAAAUUUUCAUUUUUAAAAUCUGACAACACUAAAGUUCCAGAAUUUAUCAUACCAUUCUAUGCACAGUAUAAAUAUGAAGAUUAUCCAGAAAUUGUCAAGCUUAAAUAUCCAAAAGCUGGUUAUCCUAAUCCAAUAGUUGAUGUAGUUACAUUUGAUUUGAAAGAAAAUAAAUUAAUUGAACAUCAAUUGAAAUCUAAUAAAAUAGAGCAAGAAAAUAGAUUAAUCACUGAAGUUGUCUGGAUUGGUGAUCAAUUAUUAGUUAAAACAUCAAAUCGUGCAAGUGAUUUAAUUGAAAUUUAUUUAAUUGAUGAUGAAAAAUCAAAAUUGAUACGAUCUUUAGAAGCUAAAGAUUCAUGGUUUGAAAUUACAACUCAUACUUUAUUUGUCCCUAAAAAUAAAACAUUGGGUAGAAAAUAUGAUGGUUAUAUAGAUACAGUUGUUGAAGAUGGUUUUAAUCAUUUAGCUUAUUUUUCACCACCAGAUGAUCCCAAUUAUCAAUUAUUAACUAAAGGUAAUUGGGAAGUUGUGAAUGGUAUUGCAUUUGAUUAUACAAAUAAUCAAGUUUAUUUUACAAGUACAAUGAAAUCAUCAAUUGAAAGACAUAUUCAUCUGGUUAAUUUGUUAGAUAGACUGAAUAAUGGUUUACCCUAUAUUAAAGAUAUAACUACUAAAGAAGGAUAUUACUCUUCAAGUUUUUCAUCGGGUGCAAGAUUUUUAUUUUUAAGUGAUUUAGGUCCUAAUGUACCAACCCAAAGAAUUAAUGAUUUGAAACUGAAUAAAAAUGUCAAAAUCAUUGAAGAUAAUGCAGAAUUGAAAAAGAAAUUGAGAGAUUAUGUCAUUCCUGAAAUCAAAUACUCAACAGUUGAGUUAAGAGAUGAAGAAAGUGGGGAAACGUUUCUUUGCAAUACAAUGGAAACGUUACCAUUAAAUUUUGAUAAAAAGAAGAAAUAUCCUGUAUUGUUUUAUGUUUAUGGAGGACCAGGAUCUCAAACAAUUACUAAGCAAUGGUCAAUCAGUUUCAGUUCUUUAGUUGCUGCUGAAUUAAAUGCAAUUGUUGUAACGGUUGAUGGAAGAGGCACUGGUUUUAAUAAUUUAAAUUAUAAAUUAGGUUCAAAAUUUAAAUUUAUAGUUAGAGAUAAAUUGGGUAAAUAUGAGCCAUUAGAUAUUAUAUCGACUGCUAAAAAGUGGGUUGAAAAAUCAUAUGUUGAUCCAGAUAGAAUAGGUGUUUGGGGUUGGUCAUAUGGUGGUUUCUUAACUUUGAAAACAUUAGAAACAGAUGUUGAAGAUCCAGUUUUCAAUUAUGGAGUUGCUGUUGCACCAGUUACUAAAUGGAAACUAUAUGAUUCAAUUUAUACAGAAAGAUAUCUAAGAACACCACAAGAAAAUCCAUCAGGUUAUCAAUAUGGUUCAAUUAAUAAUGUAACAAACUUUAAACAUGUCAAUAAAUUCUUUAUUGCUCAUGGUACUGGUGAUGAUAAUGUUCAUAUGCAACACUCGUUACAAUUGUUAGAUGAAUUUAAUGUUGAAGAAGUUGAAAAUUUUGAAAUGAUGAUUUUUCCAGAUUCAAAUCAUGGUAUGAGUUAUCAUAAUGGGUUUAAAGUAGUUUAUGAUAGAAUAUUAAACUUUUUACAUAGAGCAUUUGAGAAUGAAUUUGUAUGA